AAGAAAAAAAAAAAAAAAGGCAGCAGGACUUUAUUUACACCACUCUUUUGUUCGCGUACGAACCCGAUAAAUCAAGUCUAUAGUGUCAGAUGGCUCGAGGAUACCUUGAGUUACACGAUCCUAAAGAAGAGGUCAAAUCAGGAGGAGGUCGUCAUGUUUAUUCAGAUGAUUAUAGUGGUGGGGGUAUGGAACUGGACGACAUCUUUUUGACAAAUCCUCAAACAGGACUAAGACAGGAACAAGUUGCAGAGCGGCUUCGGACCUUUGGAUGUAAUAAGCUAACGGAGGUCAAGCAAAGUCAGCUCUUGAAAUUCCUAGGUUACUUUGUAGGCCCAAUUGCAUUCUUGAUCCAACUGGCAUGCAUCGUCUCAGUAAUUGUCAAGGACUGGUUCAACUUUGGCGUCAUUCUCGGCCUCUUAUUCCUAAACGCCAUCAUUGGUUACAUCGAAGAGGCCCGUGCAGAAUCUGCGGUCGAUGCAUUGCGACAGACAUUAGCCCUCAAGUCUCGGUGCUGGCGUGAGGGUCAGUUGCAGGAGAUUGACACGUCCGAUUUGGUUCCUGGUGACAUUAUCGUGUUACGUCUUGGUGACAUUAUUCCAGCAGAUGCUCGGUUGUUAGGUAUUGACGCCUCUGGUGCAGAGACAAAUGGAGAGUUAUUGAUAGACCAGUCUGCACUGACAGGAGAGUCGCUGCCGGUGACUAAGAGGAAAGGCGAUGAGGUCUAUUCAUCCGCAUUGAUUAAGCAAGGCCAACAGAGGGCUAUCGUCACCAAGACAGGUACCAAGACAUUUAUUGGCAUGGCUGCUCAUUUGAUUGCAACCACGCAGGACGAGGGACAUUUCCAGAAAACCAUCGGCAGGAUAGGCAACUUUCUCAUCCUCUUCACCCUUAUCCUAGUUCUAUUAAUCGUCAUCAUUCAAUUCAUCUCCUUCCGCGAUGACCCCAUACGAGGACAAGUCCUAAAGAUUCUGGGCCCUGUUCUUAUUCUUGCAGUAGCUGCUAUCCCAGUGGGUCUGCCAACAGUCAUGGCUGUCACCAUGGCCGUAGGAGCUCGAGGCCUGGCCACAAAACAAGCUAUCGUCAAGCGUCUGGCAGCGGUUGAGGAAAUGUCCUCGCUCUCGGUCCUCUGUUCUGACAAGACCGGAACCCUUACGGUAAACAAGCUUACGUUUGAUGAGCCAUAUCUCUGUGAUGGAUACUCUCCCGAAGAUCUCUUACUCUAUUCGUAUCUGGCAUCUGAGUUUGGUGCCAAUGAUCCAAUUGAGUUAGCGGUCCGACAAGCUGCAGAACAUCAAGUUUCUGUGUUAAGAAACCGACCUACGACAAACAAAGUCCCUGGAUAUGAAAUCACCGAUUUUAUCCCGUUCAACCCGAGCGUCAAGUACACACAGGCAACCAUUCGAGAAUUGGAUAGUGGGAUAACAUUUAAGGUGGUCAAGGGUGCGCCUCAGGUCAUUAUCAAGAUGGUUGGGGGUCAUGAUGCCGGGGUCAAGGCCUACGUUAUGAUGGCGAAGCGGGGACUUCGCGCUUUGGGUGUUGCCAGGACUGUUGCUGGGACAGAUCAAUGGACACUUGUUGGGUUAGUUGCUAUGUUGGACCCGCCUAGACCAGAUUCUGCUGAUACAAUCGAGCGUUGCCAGAGGAUGGGUAUUACAGUCAAGAUGGUGACAGGUGAUCAACAAAUCAUCGCCAAGGAGGUUGCUCGUCGAUUGGGACUUGGACGUGUGAUUCUGGGUGCUUCUCAUAUGGCGGACUCAACUAUUUCGGAAGAACAAGCCUCAGAACGAUUUUAUCGUGCGGAUGGGUUUGCAGAAGUCACUCCGGAACACAAGUUUAGGAUCGUGGAUGCUUUACAGAAACGAGGAUUGCUUGUGGGGAUGACGGGCGACGGUGUGAACGAUGCACCAGCGUUAAAGAAGGCCAAUGUUGGAAUUGCUGUCCACGGAUGUACAGAUGCGGCCCGCUCAGCUGCAGAUAUUGUUUUACUGGCACCAGGCCUAUCGACUAUCGUUGAAGGCAUCCUGGCUUCAAGAGCCAUUUUCCAAAGGAUGCGGUCGUAUUCGCUGUACAGAAUCACGUCUACAGUUCACUUUUUGAUCUUUUUCUUUGUUGUAAUCCUGAUGCAUGACUGGACGCUGCCUGCUCGUUUACUCAUCUUGAUUUGUAUCCUGAAUGAUGCAGCGACGUUAGUGAUUGCUGUGGACAAUGCUCAGAUUUCACCUUUGCCAGAUAAAUGGCGCGUUGGUCAAUUGAUUUUCCUCUCCUGUUUCUUGGGCUUGUUACUCACGGGCCUCUCGUUUGGACAUUUCUACUACUUUUGGCAAACACAUGAUUACAUACCAUACCCGGAGGCUAUUGGAGAAGGCGUCGAUCGUCGGUUAGAAUCUGUCAUGUAUCUCCAUAUUUCCUCUGCACCCCACUUUUUAAUCUUCUCGACACGCCUAACAGGCUACUUUUGGCAAAGUAUCCCAUCAUGGACGUUUAUAAUCGUGAUCAUUGGCACACAAGUGAUUGCAUUGUUCAUGGUUAUGUUUGGGUGGUUAACGCCAGCCAUUCCUGUAGGUCAGGCGCUAGCAGUCUUUGCGAUUUCGUUCGUGUCGUGUAUAGUUCUAGAUGCAAUCAAAGUCCAAGUGUUCAAGCACUGGCCUAGUGUCUCCAAAUCCUUGAACUGUGCACCUUUUGGAGGUAGACGAAGAAGGCUUUUGGAUCAAAGGCGAGCUGCUGCGCAGCAACGACGCGUUUGGAAGAAUAUUCACAAGGCCAAUGCUAUUGUACUCAAGACCAAAGUCUUGUUGGCUAUCCGGGAUGGUGGCAGCAAGGUUCCUCAGAGUAUGUACGACAUCAGCUGGGAUCGUCACGGUACAUAAACUGGGCACUAAGCUCUUUGAAUCAUGGCAAAACCCCC
Molecule: messenger RNA, 2905 nt
Organism: Lobosporangium transversale
Lineage: Eukaryota; Fungi; Mortierellomycota; Mortierellomycetes; Mortierellales; Mortierellaceae
Product: H(+)-ATPase
Exons: 3
Coding region: 90-2867 (925 amino acids)
Biological process (GO): proton export across plasma membrane; regulation of intracellular pH
Cellular component (GO): plasma membrane
Molecular function (GO): ATP binding; ATP hydrolysis activity; P-type proton-exporting transporter activity
Source: RefSeq, a predicted model, not a curated record